UGAGCAGCUCCAGUGAUUAGGUGGUCUUUUGUGGGGAAAGGUGCAAGUGCAGAUGCUGCAGAGCCGGCAGGCGCAACGGUGCCUACAAGUGCUGCCCGAGGCACAGGAGCAGAGCCCACCGCUUGGCCGGCGCCCUGAAAAGCCACUGCUGCUUGAGACGAGCCUGCCAGGCCACCAUCAGGGUGUGGCCACCAUCAGCCUGGGUGCAGCCCAUGCUCAGCUUCGGCGCCUGCGCAACUGCAGCUCCUCGUUGCUCAAGGAGGCCACCGUGACGUGCGUCGCACCCCACCACAGCAAGGUGUGCUUCACGUUUGAGUGCCCUGACUGCGAGAAGGUGGACGACAAGAUGGGCUUCAUCAUGACAGAGUGCGGUGUGGAAGGAGCGAGCUUGAGGCUGGUGGGUCAUGGUGGGCCACACAGCACCAACCCUGAGGCCCUGUACUCUGACGGAGAGCCAUCCUGUGAUGCUUUGCUCCUUCUUGAGAUCAAGACAGUCUGGUUCAACUUUGCUGCCCCUCCACGAACCACCAAUGCACACCGCACUGAUUUCACCAGGUUGGACUGGCAUCUUCUGAGCACAAUGACCCCAUCCAUAAAUGCCUGGCUCAAGCCGUGCGACCGGCUCUUGGUGGCUUUGCGCAAAGCUCAGCAGACAGAACAGCAGCGUCUUUGUGCGGUGCUUGCCUGGCUCAUGGCGGAGGCGAUGGAUGCACAAGGGGGACAUCUGCCACCUAGGGGAAAACAACUUUACGGAAAGCUGACGCCUCUUGCUCGAGCGCUUCAAGAGGAGCCAUCAUGCCAGUUGUUAUCCGCAUUGUGCCGUUUUCUGCCUGAGGCACCCAGCCCUGAAGAAUGCCUUGGCACCCAGUGUGUGCCACCACUGAGCACACUACGACGUGGUCUCUUGGCACUCAGCCGCCAGUGGAAACACCUGCUGUACAUGCCUCUGCUGGUGGAGCAGAACAGCCGGCUGCGCAAACGCACACGGCCGGAGCCACCAGCUCAACUGCUGGGUGUGCCCUUGCGUGAGGAUGAACCCCCGUCUGAUGAGACUGCUUGCCUGCUGGCCGAGGACGCCGCAGGUGCUGCGCAGGCGGCCAGGGAGGCCAAGACAAGCCGGCCAGGAGCAUUCCCACUUCUGGGUGCACCUCUGGAUUCCCCGCUGCAUUAUGGCGGUAUGCUGUAUCUUGGCAAAACGCUGGAGCACGGCAUCUCAUGCAUGGUAGCCAACAGUGGCCGUUUGCGAGGCUCACGCCACAGCCUGGCUACCUGGAGCUUUUCUAGCGUCGAGCCCAUUCUGCGCUCCUCCCUGGACCCAGCAAAUGAUGACGAGGACUUGUACAAUUGGAUGGCACGUCAGAGGGGGCCGUCAUCACCUCUCGACUCACCCUCAAGUCGCAGUGCACCACGUGAUUCGGGUGUGCCCACGGGAGGAAUUCCUGAUGCCCAAACUGUCUUUGAGCCACUCUUGGAAGUGCUGGGAGCCUGUGCCCUCAGUUUGCAAACACCAGGGCCACGACUAGCACUUUCAGCUUUGACAGAGCUUCUGCGCAUAGACCUUGUGGAAUCAGAGAGUCCGGAGCAGCCUCAGAGAAGGCGGUCCAAGCCUGGCCAGCGGCUUUUCGUGGACACAAGCACGGACACACCAGCUUUGGUGUGCGACCGGCUGGCAUUGGAACUUGACAUGCGUCACCCAGGAAGCCCUGGGACCUGUGCCCACAUUGCAGUAGAUGUGCAGUAUGUGGCUCAGCAGGUGAACAUGCCCUUGUUGCGACUGUUGAACCAGUUCUCAAGCAUGUACGAGAAUGUGAAAGAGACACGGCUGGAGCUGCAGUGCCGCCGACCUCGAGCUGACUCGGUGAUUGUGCAGCAGCAGCCAGGCCUUGGCGGCAGCCAAGAGUCGGUUGCCCCUGCACAGGCAGGGCAAGGCAUACCGCGCUGCUGGAAAACUAUGUGUUUCCUGCUCGACCUGUACGAGACAAUGCCCCCUUCACAGGCCUUGGCUGACAGGUUCACAAUAUCUGUGGGAGCUGAGCACAAGAUCGAUGCCUCUGAGGGCUACAGAGGCAAUGGCAAGUACGAGCACCUACAUGAGCAUCGGGUUGACAUGGAGAACGGGGAUUCUCAGGCCAGGCCAGGCCACAGAGAGAUGCCUUUACGACCAGCAGCUGCUGCUACUGAACGUGUACCAUUGGCAGUGUUUGCAAUGGGCCAUGUGAAGAGAAUCCGGCUUCUGGCCAUGCUCAGUGGACUUAGACUUGAGGCAGAGCUGUCUGGACUGCAGGCUAGCGGCACACAUAAGGAAACGCUUCGUGACGGAAGUCGCCAGAGUGAGUCAUCUGCAACCGGUCGCCUUGGACCAGCGAGUGUGGUCCUGCUAGAGGGCCAGCCUCCGAACCACCAAAUGGUGGUCACCAUGGCUGUUGGCACAUCACAGGCACUAGGCUCCAGCCGUGGCUGGGGUCCAACGGCACGGCAUGCGGCCCUGAUGUCAGUGGGGGCCGUGCACAUUGACAUACCGCAGCACCCCGUGGUGCUUCACAGCAUGGUCACUCGCUCAAGCAAGCAGCUGUCCACCACUCUACAGGAACUACGCCGCAGUGCUCCGGGGCGCACAGCUCAGCGGCCACCCAUGGAAGAGAGAACCCUGCAGGGUAGCCCCAUGCCACCAGCGAUGAAUCCACGACCUGCACCACCUGUCGUGAGGCUAGACCUGCUGUUGGAGGGACUGACGACUGGAGCGGCACUCUUGCCUUCUCUGCGGGCACACUACCACAUGGGGCCCCUGACUGGCACUGGUUGUACGGGUGCCCAGGCUCGCUUUACGGUUCACUUGCCCCAACACUCACUCAGUUUCAACACAAAGGUGCCCCCAGCGUGUGAAGCCAACCUUCCCUCACGUGCCAGUGUGGAGCUGCCACCUGUGCAGGUGGCGGCCGAGUAUCUGCAGGACCCAGGUGGGCCCUCGCAGAGGGAUGCUGAUGGUGUAGUGCUGCGUCGGGGCUCCUACCUCAGCGCCCUCGCCGAGAUUGGCACGUUUGAGCACAGCCUCACCACCGACUUGCUCAACCACCUGGUGCUCGUGCAGAAGGUCUUUAUGAAGGAGGUGAAUGAGGUUGUGCAGAAGAUGUCUGGCACACGGCCACUGCGCCUCUGGGAGGGUGGCGGUGGCAGCAGCAGCAGCAGUGCUUUGGGUGGCGGCCAGCUGCUAUUCUCCCUGCAGCUGCGACUGCGGGGCAUCCGGCUUACUGCGACGACCCCCACAGCUAGUGCUGUGCGCCUUGAGACUGGCACCCUCGACCUGCAGCUCUCCAACAGGGUGCAGAAUGCCUCGCGUGCGGUCACAGCCAUGAAACUGUUUGGGAAAGGCCAGGUGGACCUCAGCCUGGCUCUGGGCCAACUGGUCAAGGUACUGACAGCCACCCAACAGCUGUUUGAGCGGGUGCCCCAGUUUCCUCAGCUGAGCAGCCAAGCACUGGGCACUCUAUUCCUCCAGCUGACAGUGCAAGACCUGGGCAUUUGCAUGCCCCUGAACAAAGGGACACUAACGAACAGCAGGCUGUUUGAUGCUGAUGCCACUCCAGCAGUUGUGGUGACUCUGGAGAACACACGGAUCUCCGCUUGCUCAUGUGGUUCCCUUGUGAGCAAAGCUCGAUUCACAGGAUUGUGUCUACGGUUUGCGGAUGAGUUUGAGGUGUCUAUGGAGGAUUGGAAGCCAAGUGAUGCCACUACUACAAACCUGUGUGUGGUGUCUGAGGGCACUUACGAGAUCUGCUCCCGCACUAUUGCGGCCCAAGCUGGCAGCAAUGCCAAGUGGAUUCUGAAUGUCCAGUGGCAAAUGGAGGGUGUGGACAUUCAUGUUGAUGUGGGCAUCAGCAAGGCUCUGUCAGCUUUGUUCCGAACACUCACUGCCCUGACGGGAGAAGGUGACGAGGGUGAAAGCCCUGAGGAGCAAGCCCGUACAGCACAGGAACCAGUGACCCUGCGACAUGCCUGCUUGUUGCUGGACCCCAGUGUGGAUGCCAAGAAGCGCUCCAGGCUGAUUGAGAAAGAGAUGAAUGAGCAGGCCAAGAUCAUCAGCGACCUGCGCUUCUUGGGUGCCAGCCAGAGCACCAUUGAGCAAGAGGAGAGGCGGCUUAAGGAGCUCGAGACGGCCGUCUUCAAUGACUUCCGCCGAGAUGUGAUCAAGAAGCUACGCAGGCAGAGUGUCAAGGCAGCAUCCAUCAAGGACAAGCUUGGUCUGGGCACUAUGUCCCGUUUGCCUGCCGAUACGCCCGAGGAAGAGGUCCGAAUGGCCAACCACCUGGAGCAUGCGACGCCGCCAUCUUCUGGAGGAGGAGUUCCCGUCUCCCCAACCAAAGAUGGUGGCGCACACACACGCACAGCCUCAUUUGACAUGUCGGACUUGCCAGCCACCCCAAGGCGGCCCAUGUCGCUGGUCCACAGGGAGCUCUCGCUUGACAGCGUCUUCUCGCAGACAACGGCUAGCGUGACCAAUAGUGGAGCACCAACUCCCACUAGUGAGCCCUCGGAGCCAGCCCUAAGCCCGCAGGAUGACAUUUUACCACCACCGGUCGCUGAGGCACGUGCAGGCCAAACCACGCCUGUGCCCUCGAAGCAGCAGCAGCAGGUGGAGCCCAGCAUUGACUUUGAGCUGGACAUCAAGGUGUUCUUCAACAGUGGCAAGUGUGUGCUGCACACCAGGGACCAUGAAGAUGAGACCAUCAAAAUGAGCCGUCCUAUGCGCAAGGAGCGCAGCUUCUCUGGAGGCCUUCCAGACGGUGGCUCCCCAACCAGACGUCGCAGUGGUCCUCGCAGCCAUCCUUCAUCCUCUCGAAUGCGCUUCCCCCCUGUGGCCUCAGCCACUCCCAGCCAGGUGACAACGGACUUCACAGUGUUUCUGGUGCCAGGCCUAGAUGUGAAGGUGCACUACAACUCGUGGACCAUGGGAGGGGAGAGUCCAGUUGAUCCACCUGCUCGCAAAGGGGGCACUAAAAAGGCCACACUAUUUGCUUGGAUAACACUGCAAAGCAUCCCAGAGGAAACAGUGAUAAGCCCGCACAUCCUGGACUUCCUGGAACAAGCACUUGAAGCCAUACCCAUGCAGCAGGCUGCAAAAGCAUCCCCUGUGGCAUCAGUUGAUGGAGGCCUGGUUCUAGAAGAGAGCCAGUAUGGCUCUUUUCCAGUGGACGUCAUCGUCUACUUCCGCAUGCAGCCGUCCAUCUUGCGCUUCAGCUGCUUGCCCGUGUCACGAGUGGAAUGCUUGUUGCGGCUUCCCUCAGUUGACCUGGCCUUUUCGUCCAAACGUGCCGAUGAGGGGCCAGUGGGCGGCUUGUCAGCCACGGGCUGCCUGGCCGACUUCUCCCUCUACAUUUUCCACCCAUAUGGUGGAGCCAAAAAGAUGGCUGCCACGGCUGAUGCUUCCCCGCUGGCUGUCACAGAGCGCAAGGACUCAUUGUCACUGCAAGUGGAGUUUGUCAAGGUCAACAUGAGCCGCAGCCGUCACAUUGGUGUGGACAAUGGCCGAGCCCUGAUCCGUUUCUCAGCACUGUGUGAUGUUGGCUCUGCCUCAUUUAAGUAUGACAUGAGACGUCUGACAGAGAUUCUGGCUUUCCCCAAAGCCUGGUAUCGACGUAGCAUCGCUCGCCGCAUGUUCCUAGGAGAUCCCGCCACAGCAGGCUCAGCUUUUGGUGACCAAGCCGAAGACUCAGCCGAAACGAGUAGCAGCAGUGGAACCCUGUCCCCAAGUCGAGCUGAUUCAUUCCCCUUUGGAAGCUUGGAGCUUGGCUCACCUGAAGAGGAAGCAGCUCCCUCUCCUCAAGAACGGCCAGCACCUCCCAGGGGUCAAGCAUGGGAGACACUUCUGCUGUAUGCUUUGAACCUGUCCCGUCUUAAUGUUCAUAUGAACAUGGGCAACGUUAUGGGCAAUACUUCGUGGCUGACGCAAGGCUUCAGGUCCCAAGGUCGCCUGGCGAUUGACAGUCGUGGCCAUAAGGACCUGAAUUUGGCAGUGGACCUUGAUGGCUCUAGCCUUGAUGCCAAAGGAGGCAUUGUUGGUGGGGCCAUCGAGCUAAGCCGUAUCCACACACACAUGGGCCUGCAGGAGAGCUGGGGCCGGGAGCCAGUGCACACAUUGACGCUGGCAUUGUGGGCAGCUGAGAGUCGACUUGACUACAUGGGCAGCAGUGUGCUCAUGGGCCGAGUUUCUCAGCUCACUGUGGAGCUGCGGGAUGAGUGGCGGCUCUGUGAAGGCUGUGAGGCUACGAAGCGACCGGCCCUGCUGUUUGUCCACGGCCAGGUGCACUGGGACCAGCUGCAGUUACUGAUCUCCAAGUCAACCACACCCGACCUGGCCAAGAUGGGUGCCAAGCUGGAGGAGUUCUUCUCCCAGCAGUUCCACAGCAGUCGACGUGUGUUCUCGUCCAUGCGGCUGGCUGGGCCUCGACCACGUCGUGCUGACCGCAUGGGUGGGGGGGGAGACGAGAGCCGGCAUGCCCACCAGCGACAUUGGCAAGGGGCCCUAGCACUGGUCUCGGGCCUGCAGCUGGGUUGGGGUCUACGCCUGCCCCUGCAUGGCACCUUGGUGGGCGGGAGCAUGGACCUGCGAGGUGGGAAUGUCUCGCUCGCCUGUUUUCACGGCGUCAGCUUUCGAUCCAAGGCCUGGGCCCUGUUCAGCCUUCGGCAUCCCAGCAUACACUUUGCCACUGAGGCCCAGGAUGUGCUUGGCCCACAGGCGGCCGUGGACACGCAUGUCGUGCAGCACCUGACUUUUCGUCUGGGUCAUGCGGCUGGAUCCUCGGGCAGCACUGGCAGUAUGGCCACCGUUUGCCGCAUCAGUCGCAACGUCCUCUUCCCACCGCAGUUCAAGAGUGUGAGCGAGUGGUUCCAGUAUGCAUUUGCCAGCAGUGAGCUGGAUGAUGUGGGUCGCUUCCCUGUGUUUGAAGGACGACCCACACCACCACGCCCACCUGAGGCUGGCCACACAAUGGAGAUGAUCUUUGCCUUCCCCAGCCUUGAGCUGCACAUGAAGACAGAGCAGUUGCAGGGCGAGCACAGUCCGGGACCUGACGAUUCCAGACCAGUGGUGGAGUGCAGCUUUGUCACUGAGUUCGACGACCACAUCUUUGUGGCUGUGGAUGCAGAAGCUUUCUUUUUCCUGCACAACCUGAUUGUGUCCUACAUCCGAGAAAAAGAUGGUGGUGGAGCAGCCAAGAGCCAGUCACCAGAAAGUGAGCGGCGAAAGCGAAGUGUAGCAGAGUCAUUGGAGUCCCUGCACCGAGACUUUCGUGAUUAUCAGUGCUACACCUGGCACCUUGAGCCCACUGUGCGCCUCCUAUCGUGGGCGGGCAAGGGCAUUGAACCUUAUGGCGUGGACUACAUUUUGCACAAGCUGGGCUUUUCUCAUGCUCGUGUUACUAUACCAAAGUGGCUGCAGCGAGGAUGCAUGGACCCCCUGGACCUGUUCUUGUCGCUCAUGCUGGAGCGCAUGCUCAAGGCUGUGCGACAGCACUGAUGUACUGUCCAGUGGAUGUUGCUGCAGCUUAGGCUAAUGAGCAAUGAUUGUGAUUUAUUGAGUCAUGGUUGUACAGCAACCUUAAGUUAAACUUUGCUUUUUGCAUGAAUGAAACAUGCAUGAAGCAAAUUUAUGUAUAAUUUGUAGUAUAUUGUUAAGGCUUUCAGUGAUUGUUUUGUUUGCAUUGUGUUCUGUAUGCACACUGAUGUGUUGAUGUU
Molecule: messenger RNA, 7731 nt
Organism: Dermacentor silvarum
Lineage: Eukaryota; Metazoa; Arthropoda; Arachnida; Ixodida; Ixodidae
Product: transmembrane protein KIAA1109 homolog
Exons: 33
Coding region: 53-7513 (2486 amino acids)
Biological process (GO): synaptic vesicle endocytosis
Source: RefSeq, a predicted model, not a curated record